Molecule: messenger RNA, 1997 nt
Organism: Amborella trichopoda
Lineage: Eukaryota; Viridiplantae; Streptophyta; Magnoliopsida; Amborellales; Amborellaceae
Product: Tetratricopeptide repeat (TPR)-like superfamily protein
Biological process (GO): chloroplast organization
Cellular component (GO): chloroplast
Molecular function (GO): protein binding
Source: RefSeq, a predicted model, not a curated record
AUCUCAGGAAAAGAGUCAUUGUUUCUCUGCUUGAGUAGAUAAUGGCGACUUCUUCACUCUUCUCUUCCUCUUACCUUCGGAAUGAGCAGUUUCCUGGUUAUAAUCAUUUGACUGGUAUAAAGAUCAUCAACCCCCAAUUUGAUGCACGCCAUCGAAUAGUAUAUGAUGUGAAUUCAGAGUGUAUUAAUACAUCAAAAAUUAUGAGCUCGGAGAAAUGGCCUUUAAGGUGGCACAGAACUCUGAAAACUAAGGCCCUCACUCUUCCUGUUUCACCUCUAAAGCACAUAGAAAGGUGUAGAACAUCAAAUGAAGAUUUGAGUACCUCCAUAACUUACAUGUCUGAUUUGGAGCAACAGCUAGAAGAGUUGUUUUCUACAGUGAAAAAGAUGAUAAGGGAGGGGAAUAGAGAUGCAGCCUUAAAACUUGUUGAGGCAAACUAUGGAGCAUUGAAAGAGCAGCUAGAUGCUGGGCAGAAAGGUGUGGAGCAAGCUGCUAUUCUUGAUGUCUUAGCUUUGUCUUAUACACACAUAUGUGAUUUCAAGUCAGCAAGUUGUUUACUUGAGGAGUUAAAGGAAAUAUUGAGAACAAUUGAGAACCAUGAACCCUAUGUUGAUUCCAUAUUAACACAUAUGGGAAGUAUGUAUACAACUUUGGAGAUGUUCGAGGAGGCAUCGAUUGCAUAUGAAAGGGGCAUUUCAAUUCAAGAGACUAUGAUUGGAAAACACAGUCCACUCCUUGUCACAUCACUUCUGGGGAUUGCCAAGGCUUAUUAUUCUUUAGGAAAAGCUGCAAAAGCAAUUGAAACCUAUUGCCGGGUUAUCAGUAUAUUGGAAGGAAGCAAAGGUGUUGAAAGUGUGGAUCUUGUCAACCCCUUACUUGCUCUCGGCAAUAUUUUCAUCAAGGAAGGCAAGGCUGUUGAUGCAGAAGUUUCUUUUAAAAGAAUUUUGAGCAUAUAUACAAAAUCAUAUGGAGAAGAUGAUGGAAGAGUAGGAAUGGCCAUGUGUUCCUUAGCUCAUGCAGCGUGUGCUAAAGGCAAUGUUGAUGAAGCUAUUAAGUUAUAUCAAGAAGGCCUUCGUUCCAUCAAGGACUCUGGGUACAUGUCCUUAGAUGACACUGUUUUCGAGAAAAUGAGGCUAGACUUGGCUGAGUUGCUCCAUGUUGCAGGAAGAGAUCAAGAAGGUCGAGAGCUGAUUGAGGAGUGCUUGGUGAUCACUGAGAAAUACAAAGGCCCCAACCACCCAAGUUCAGCAACCCACUUCGUGAACUUGGCCAUCUCGUACUCUCGCUCUAAAAAUUUUGGAGAGGCAGAGCGCUUGUUGAGAAAGAGUUUAGAGAUCUUAUCAGACAACACAAAUCCUGAUGACCCAUCCACUGCAGUUCCAAUGUUACACCUUGCAGUCACACUCUAUAAAUUGAAACGCGAUGAAGAAGCAGAGAAUCUUGCUCUUGAGGUCGUGCGAAUACGUGAGAAAGCUUUUGGGAGGCAAUCAGCUCCCGUUGGGGAGGCACUCGAUUGCUUGGUCUCUAUACAGACCAGAUUAGGGAAAGAUGAAGAACUGUUGCCCCUGCUUUGGAGGGUAUUAGAGAUUCAAGAGGAGGAGAUGGGUCCGGAGAGUGAAGAAGUGGUAACUACUCUAAAGAAGCUUGUGUUUUUCCUCAACAAAUUGGGGAGGAAGACAGAUAUAAUACCUCUAAAGCAAAGACUGUCAAAAUUGAGAACCAAGUACAGGGAUUGCAUUCCGACUUAAUUUAUAUUUUAGUUGUUAAAUUGUUAGCAAGUGCUUAGCCCAGCCUUGGUAACUAAAAAUUAUGCCCACAGAUAUUCUAUUCCCACGGAGUAGAAUGAAGUUUUACUCCCUCCAGUAAAACCGCACCUAGAAUUAAUUUAAAGACCUUAAAUUUGGGGGAUGAACCUCUUCAACUUAAAAAUUAACCUCAAUAGAAAUUUUUCCUAAUUGUACCCCUCAAUGUCCUCAAUGUACUUGGAGGAAAAAAAA